ACAAUGAGUGUUUCUCAAAAAAAAAUAUACAAAUUACAAUGAGGAUCCAGCAGAGAGCACAAAGUAAUCGUCUGUCGUCUUGGCUGGCCAAAACCAAGAACACACACGCAGAGAGACAGCGCACCAGGCAGAAUAAACGUGUUCUAUCACAACUUGCUCAUGACAAUAUGAGCUGCUCCCUCCUGAGUUAACUGCAGCUCAAAACAGCACGCCGAGCAAUGAGCAAUCUCAACCUAGGAGCCAUGCCCAUUCUGUGAGGUUUAUCGAAGGCAAGGACAGUAUCACAAUAGCCUCGUUUGCAUCACUGCAAUUUGCAUGACAUCUGCAAGAACAACAGUACAAGCGUCUGUCAUGUGUACAGUCUGAACUUCUCAAGGCCAAUGGGCAAUGGCGCCUCAUUACAUGCAUAACUCGUGUAGAGAUUGGAAUAAAACCUCCUCUUAAAAAAAUGGCGUCUCAUUGCAUGGUGAUUGCUCACUGAAAAUCCUUGCGGUUGCGGCUAACCAACAGAUCGGGGAGAUGGCGGAGAGUCACACAUGAUGCAUUCCGUCCAUGAUAUAUAUGCCGGGCCAUGUCCAUGGCUGCCUCUAACCUGCUGGUAGCCUGGUACUAAGUAGGACCUUGAUCGGCACCUCUGGGCAUGGACGUGACCUUCGUGUGCUCAGGCGAGGAGGCCUUCAAGAUGGAGGUGGGCUACUUCGACACCGUGCAGGACGUCAAGGAGAAGCUCCAGAGCUGCCGAGGCUGGCCCGCGGCCGCCACGACGCUCCUCCACAACGGCGCCGUGCUCGAGGACGUCGACGGCGGCGGCAUCGAGCGGCACGGCAUCGUGGAGGGCUCCGUCAUCCACGUUGCCCUCCUCGACGGCCAGCACCUGCAGCAACCGCAUGACAAGAGGACGGAGAAGAGGCGUGGCGAGGGACCGGUGCCGCCGCUGCGGGUGAUCGUCGUGUCGGGGUGCGCCGAGGGACGCGUGGAGAUGGCCGUGGGCGCGCGCGCCGCGGUGUCGGUGCUGCGGGCGGAGCUGGAGCGCGCGCGCGGGGCGGGGGCACGGUUCCCGCUCCCGCGCGACGGCGCCUACUUCUUCAUACAUGAACAGAGCGUGAUGGACGAGUCGAGAUCCUUCGAGUGGCACGGUGUGGCCGCCGGCGACGAGAUCGUCGUGUUCAACGGCUCCGUGGUGAGGAACCCGGCGUAGACUAGGUUGGCGGCUCUUACACGCGUGCGCGCUCGUCAUGGAGCACUUCUAACUCGUGGUUUGUGAAUCUCAUCUCUUUAGAACAAGUUUAAUAACAGUGCUUACAUUGGGCUCUAAAUCCUUGCCAUGUCAUUUAGAGCCAAUAAUAAAAAUAUUCAUAUAACGAUGUUGACUAUAAGGUUGGCCAUUUAGCAUGAAACAAUAUAAAAAUGAACCGGCAACAAAAAAGAGGUGUUUCAUUUAGAGCACACUUGAUUUUCAUCAGUUCCAGACCUGAAAUACCUGGUGCAGCAACACGAAAAUGCAAGCGGUUUAUGCCCAAAAGUUCAAAGCUACCGGCUUAACCGCUGACCUUCAGUCUCCAUGAUAGUUGUAACAAUUGUGGACUGAUGUUUUUACUUUGAAAAGGUUUGAAGCUACAACUCUUCCAUUAUCUAAAAAGAACAGUUGUAUACUGCAAGUCCGGCAGCACAAUUCAUCAGAUUUGCAUUCGCAACCAGAAAUUUUGAUUGGUCGUUUUCCAAUUUCGAGUCUCAAAAAGACGAAAGGUAUCCUUUACGUGAUUACAACAGGCACGACAGGGUAUCAUCCUCAGCAUUCUUUGCUUCAAAGACAUGCGUGGGCA
Messenger RNA from Zea mays, 1823 nucleotides. RefSeq names its product Ubiquitin-like superfamily protein. The coding region runs from base 641 to 1198 and encodes 185 amino acids. Gene Ontology annotation, cellular component: nucleoplasm; cytosol. Gene Ontology annotation, molecular function: ubiquitin binding; proteasome binding; polyubiquitin modification-dependent protein binding. NCBI's taxonomy places the organism in Eukaryota, Viridiplantae, Streptophyta, Magnoliopsida, Poales, Poaceae. The record is from RefSeq and is a predicted model, not a curated record. Gene Ontology annotation, biological process: proteasome-mediated ubiquitin-dependent protein catabolic process. The transcript has a single exon.